AAUGCGAACUGAAACAGAAUGUAGAAGUGAGAUUCGGUCUCAAGGACAAGAAUCUGUAAGAAGCCACAAAUCUGAAUACUCUGACGAAACUGAGACUUUCUGGGUUGAAUUUACCACCCUAUUUAACGAGAGAAGAAAGAGAGAAGGACGCUCUCCUACGAAAAUAUAUAAUAUCUUAUCUGAAAAGAUAGAGCUCAGUUCAAUCACACUUGCUGGAAGUGCCCGCGAUAGAGUUGAGGUCUAUCGGAAGCCAUUUAUGGCGAGUCAUCAAGCGAUGGCCGACGGUCUUCGUUGCGUCAGAAUUAUUAUGGGGUUUGUUAGCAUGAGAGGUGCCCGCGUCAUAAUGGGAAAGCAGGAAAAGAGUCAACUUAGUAAGAGUCGGCAAGAAGUAAACAUAAACUGGAUCUUAAGUUCUUCGGAACCAAAACCAAUUGGUUUUUUUCGUUUAACCCAUCCAACAUCACGAGCACGAGCUAUUGAAAAUUAUAGGAAAUGUUUUGAUCUUGCUAUAAAGCGUAGUGAAGGAGAUAAACUCAGUGAGCUUAGAGCAAUGAAUAUCGAUGAAGCAUCUAUACAAAGAGAUUGGGAGAUAUGGUUAAAGGAAAAAAAAGCCAUUCUAGCUUGUCGAACAAAUCAUGAUACAGGCUUGCGUAUUCAACAGGAUUUUACUUCAACUAUGGCCGAUAUUGUCGGUAUUGCUGGUGAAAUAAAAAGCGCCAAUAAUAAGGUGAAUGACAUUGAAGAGCACGGUAACAGAAAACAUCAACUGGAUGACGAAGUACUUGAUAAUGAAAUACCAGUAGCUUCAGUUCCAUCAGUUACGAAAAAGGCGAGAUCAGAGGACAAUGAUGUCGAUGAGGAGCACGAAGCCAUUUAUAUUAGAGCUGUUCAUCUAGCACACAAGAUUGAAGGUUCUUCCAUAUCUGACAUAUCAUCAUCUAUUGACGAAGAGAAUUUGGAGAAUGGUUUGAGAGAAGCAUCGGAAUCAAUGGUUGGGAAAGUAGAAAGGACCCCAUUGAUAGUGGACGACAUUGAUCUGGAGAAAAUUUUUAAAGAUUACUGCGAUGAAUGCAGAAACAACUUUGACGACAUCAUGGAUAUGAGACCAACUUCACGCUUCACGGAUGAAAUUUCAGAAGAAUAUUGGGAUAAAUUCGUGCUAGGUACAUAUCCCAAACAUAAUAUAUCUGAGGAAUGGGAAAAUUUCAUACAAGAAUUUUUCAAGCCAAGAGAUAGCCUAGAAGAAUGGAAAAAGGCUUGGCGUGGACUUUACGAAAAGAUCGAUGGAAACAAAAAAGACCUAGUGAAUGUCAUCUACAACAUCCUUGGACCAUAUAUCAAAGCUUUCGAAGCACCGUUCAACAUAUUAAGGUCAGGUGACCUCCGAGAAAAUCAGUAUAAUGCACAAUUCAUAAGCCCAAUAUUAGAGAAUACAAUGAAUACUGUAUGUAGCGUUGAUUGGAGAAUUCUUGAAAUUCCGGUAGAAAGUAGUAAAGCUCGUCGUAAUACUGGUCUAAAUCCAAUCGUUGAUACAGUUUUAGAAGCAAAGUGUGCAGAUGGCCUUGCUCGUCUCUGGCAGAGUCAUGAAGAAGUGUUCUUGUAUGAACAGACAGGACCCCCAAACUUUGAUGAUAUUACUCAGUUUCAUAUUCAUGAUUAUAAAUUGAUCAGAACAAUGCGAGAUGUGUUGAACCAGCGAAUAUUCCUUCGUCUCAAAAACGGAAUAUAUGACCACAAAGACCUCGCAAGCUUUAGUGCUUUUGGCAAUCGUUCUGAAGUAUCUUUAUUUUGGUUAACAAUACACCAGAAGUCGUAUUGCCUCCGGGAAUAUGGAACUUUCAAGAUCCCUUCAACUUGGCAAGAGCUCCCCGUUCUUUCCGAAGCAAUUAUAACAUGUCUCAAAUUUUUUUCCUUCAUGAAAGAAAAUAUUGAAGUGAAAAAUUCAUAUAUUGAACAAAACCAAAAGUUGCUGGCCAAGCGAAGAGUACACUCAGUAAAGCAAAACCAGUCAUCACCGAAUCGACCUAAAAAGCGGAAGUCAAAAAAAUAA
This is a messenger RNA of Ambispora gerdemannii, 2050 nucleotides long. NCBI's taxonomy places the organism in Eukaryota, Fungi, Glomeromycota, Glomeromycetes, Archaeosporales, Ambisporaceae. The record is from the annotation of a GenBank genome assembly.